AUUUCCUUUGUUUUGCAUUGAAUAUGGCUGCCAUAUUUAGUUUAGAUGUCUGUUUUCAAAAGCGUAUCAGAAUUUGUGAUAAAUUCUACAUAAAAUUAUAGCGAAUUAACGUUGUGUUUGUCGAAUAAGACGGUGGGAUGUGUUAGAAGUUCAAUGGACGUUUAAAAAAUUGCUGCCGUGUUGUUUUUAAGUUAAAAUGCUUGUGUUUACAUCGACUGUCCUGGACUUGUGUACGAUUUAUGGCAAUUUAAGGAAUUAUCAGUGACCUGGAGUCGGAAGUUUUAGAGGAGGGUGGUGGCGGGGACACCGCCUUUGAACCGGUACCAAACCAUGGACUUACUUGUGAUUCCCAAGAAGAAACCAUGAGUGUGUGUUUAGAAACCAGCUCAGUGCUCGCCAAUCAGGUGAGCACCUCGACGUCGCCUCCGAUCACAGAAGAGGCCCCAAUUGCGCCCCAAUCAGCACCCGAACAAACCGAAUCAGCUCCUCCGCAACCAACCCCGGUCAGGACCAUAGCCAAGCUUCCGACAGCUAACGCCGCCUUGUCGAAGGCGUCGUUAAUAACCGUGUUGAACACUCCUUUGGGAAAUGUUAAAACGUUAUGUGUCACACCUGCAGUUUCGUCAAAUGCCACUGGUCAGUUCACUGUCGUUAAUUCAGCGACUCCGUUAAACGUCGCAAAUUCAACUGGGAAACCACAAACCAUCACUUUGAUCAAUACGCCAGUUACCGUUGUGAAAACAAUUUCACCGAGUGUUGAAAAAAGUGCUCCUGAAGUCGUACCUAACAGUUCAAAUGUUGUUGCCACUGCUGCAGCUACGGUGCCAGCUCUCAUCGAAAAUCGGGGACAUAAUGUGUUUGUUAAAAAUACGGCUUGUGCGGACAAUGUCACAGUGGCACAGGACGUUCCGCAAAGUCACAAAUUACUCACCGCCAAUAAUUUUCCCACAAAUAACGUCCUCACAACUGCGAUUAAUGUGAGCGAUGUUCAAAAAACGGCAAACGGUCAGAGAAACAAAGUAAAGAUUCUUAGCAAUGUUUUAAUGCCAGGCACUUCGCAAGGCAAUGUCCUCCUGAAUAAGCCCUUGAACGUUCCGCAACGUUACGCCCCGCGUCCGAAACUACUCGGGGCAAAUAACGGUGCUACGACAAAAUACUUGAACAAACCCCCUAAUAAUAUGGUAAACAAGCAACCUGUUAACAUGAUAAAUAAACAGCAACCGCAGAGAGUCCCAUAUCCGACUCACAAAAGUCAAAUAAAGACGCUUCCACCCGUUAACAAUUAUUUACAUGGAAAACAGCCAGGCAUCAAAACUUUGCCGCCACACAAGGGGGUUCCGGGGCAGAUUCAAAGGACGGGUUCAGGCCUGAGGACCAUACCGCCUCAAAGGCCGCAAAAAAUCGCCAAUAAACCCAACUACAUCGGAAAACAUGCCGUACAAGCACAAAAACUGAAACAACCUCAUAAACUAAAAAGUAUGAAAGCUAAUCAAUUGUAUAACAAUUACCACGGACCGCCCGUACAAGAAAAACAAAUGACGUUUACUCAAGCUUUAACAGCGGAGAUAAUCGAAACUUUGAGCAACAAAACUGGCAAUAUGACGGGUUCGUAUUCGAAUAAAAGCUACGAAAGCUUACCACCACGGUACGAAAACUCGUACUAUUCGCCAGAAAUGAAACCAACAUUCUCAACGGAUCAGGCCAGACCAAUGGAGGAACGAACCAAAUCCGGUCUGGACCUCAUCUACCAAGCGGUGCUUCUCGAUCAUAAUUACAAUGCUACUCUUCCACCUGAAUCUCCCAACAGAUCAAUACCCACGCCCAACACACCUUCGCAAAUGAACGGGGUUUCCGGUAGUUCGAUGUACUCGCCCGGAAGCGGUAAAAGGCGGACGUUAUCAGCCUCCAAUCCGAUUUCAUCGUCUACAAGUUUGUCGACACUGUCGGCGGUUGCGAGCAACAGCAACUCGGUGAUUGGCUUGCAAGACGACGACGCCGCCUCCGACAUCAGCGACGGUUCGGACCGCAAGCAGGACACCGAGGGCGAAGAGACGGACACCGCCCCCGAGGCGGAAGCCGUCAACAACGAGGACCAGUUCGGUGAUUACGUCACACGGUGCAUUUGCGGGUUCAUCCACGACGACGGCUACAUGAUCGAAUGCGACCGCUGUAAAGUGUGGCAACACGUCCAGUGCGUGGUUAAGAAUAAACAAGUCCCCGAGGAGUACCUUUGCGAAGUUUGCGACCCGCACAAGCACAUCGAUAGGCAGAAGGCGCGGAUGGUGCAACAGCAGUGGCUGCGAGAGAGACAGUUUGCCGAUCCGAAGUUGCGCAAAGAUACGAAAUUGAAGGAGGUGUUCAAACAUAAGGAGAGUUUGAGCGAUAGCGAUACGUCAGAUGGGGAGCAUACAGGGCAUAAUAAUAAUAUCGUGGGGAAAGGACGGCCGACUUUGGUCAACAGGAGGAAGAGUGACAGCCAUCAAAAGGGAGCGAGACAGAGGAGGGAUUCGGCGAAGGAAGUGGUGCAAAGGAGGCAGAUUAAGAAGAGGGAGAGGAAAGUCGUCAAGCGAAAAACUAAGGCUCAGCUGAAGAACCAUAGCGACGAUGAAAACCACGACUCCGUGGCCUCCACUCACUUGCCACAGCUUCGCCAAUGGAUCGAAAACUACGAAGAAGCCGUCACCAAUCACUACUCGCCCGAGUUACGCGCCCGCAUAAGCAACAUUCGCGUGAAUGGUGCCCAUAACGAUAUUUCGAUUCAGUUUGAUCCAUCGGUUCAUAAAUGUCGCGUUCAUACACAACCUUUGACCGAAUUGAAAUUUCUCGUCAGUACCGUUCAUCUACCGCCGAAUUCACCCGUGAUUGAAUUACGCGGCAAAUACAUGUUAUCGGCACAACAUCGCAAUUCGGGAAGCACGUUCAACACGCGACAACACGCUCAACGUCCCGGUCCGUUCCUCUUUUUCUACAAGUUGCACAAGGACAAUACUGAAGUGUGCGUUGAUACGAGGACGUACGGAAAUAGCGCACGAUUUAUUCGACGGUCGUGUAAACCGAACGCCGAACUGAGACAUUCGAUUGUUAAAGGUGUUCUGCAUUUGUAUAUUGUGACGAUCGCGAAUGUGGAUAAAAAUGUCGAGUUGACGAUUAAACACGAGUCGCACGAUUUGGCCGCUAUUGGGACAACGCAUAUUGCGUGCGCGUGCGGAAAUCCCGACGAAUGUACAGUUAAUAGGACAAGCAUCAAGAAAAAUGGAGAGUCGACCGAAAUGCACAAGAAGAGACGCGGCCGUCGCACUACUUCUGUUUCUCUGUCGUCGGAAUACGAAACUCCCAACAAACCGAAGAAAGAAACCCUCCCCCAGCCCCUCGCAUCGCCGCCUCCUCCCCCGGCAGUAGUGAAGCACGAGGAGGAUGAUGAAGAAGACGUCAAACCGGAGGUUGUCGAACAGCCGGUUAAGACUGAACCUGAAGAUAUUAAACCCGAAGUGAAAGAAGAAGUCACGGAACCGGUGCCCGAAGACGUGAAAGAUGUCAAAGUGAAGGAAGAAGAGGUGAAACCGGUGACACCGUCAACGCCUCCGACACCGCCAAUCACUACAAGACGUUCGUCGUCUCAUCACAAGGCCGAAAAGGAGGAAUGCAACAAGGAACCGGAAGUGAAGGAGGAUUCGUCACCUCCGAUAGAGAAAAACAAAAAUAAGAAGUUGAGUCGCGAGGAGCGGAAGUUGGAAGCGAUUUUGAGGGCCAUCGCUCAGAUGGAAAAGGCCGACCAGCGAAAACAGGAGCAUCAGGCCAAACAGGCGCAUCGGAGGGAGUCCGAGCCGGGGCCGGGCAAGGACGAGGACAAGGCAGAGCCGAAGAUGAAGCGAAAAAGGCGAAAAGGCAGAGCGCGAACGUCCAGUACACACACACCGGCCAGUCGUCGAAAUCGUCUCAAUUCGACCGAUUCGUACCUCACUUCAGGCGACGAAACAUUGCUUUCUCCGCACGACAGCGCUCCACCGAAUCGUCCUUCCAUGAAAGAUACCGAGUACAAAGAGAAUACUCAAGGCAAUCAGCAAAACACGUCCGACAAAGACGUCGGUCUUCUUUUGGCACUUUCGAAUGGUGAAAAAACGAAUAAAUCGCCACCGCGUGAAACCGAUUCCAAUUCGAAUUCGGCGCAAUCCUCGCCUGAAACACACCUGUCGUCGGCUUGUUUACUGGUACAAGCGGCCGUCGAGCCAAUGGAACAAGGCUUUAAAUUUCCCAAAACGAAAAAAGUUCUAAUGAACGAAUGGUUGAAUAAAGUGCCAGAACCUGUACAUUCGGCCAGUUCGAUAUCGCCGUCUUCGCUAACGCCACAUAUCAAUACCGGCACUGAUUACGAAUCGAAUGUUGGUUUUUACAAUCCGGGGAAAAGUCUCGUUGCACUUGCUCAAGUUGCCAGCUUUUGCGAUACGAACGUACAGCCCAGAGGGAGCGCGAAGAAGAGGUGGCUAAGGCAGGCUAUUAGCGAGGAUCAGUGUGAUAGUCCAUCGGGUCGUCCAGAAUCUCCCCCAAUCAGCGAAACGAUAGCCCCGCCAAAAAAGCGCCGCUUACCGCGGGAAUCGCUCUCAAAUGACAUUACACCACCAUCGACACCAACUAGUUUAGCACCUCCAACUAGUAAUAAUGAACGUCCUCCGGUCCAGGAAGGUUGUGUCGAGAUCGUGUACAGCGGUCCCGACGAAGACAGUCCCUCGCAGGCCAUUGAAUCAGAUGCAGUAUUAGAAGAACGCGUCGCUGAAAUGAAGGAAGAGUUCAGUAAUUGUGUGGUGCCUCCGUUACAAGAGGUGCCUGCGCCCACAACUCGGCCCGAAAUGCCCCCCGUUUCAUGUCUCAUGGAUCCUCGUCUGUCGAGGGAUCAUCAUCAUAUUUUCUCGAAUAGUGAUCAUUUAGUCGGCACUGUGGAAAAAACGCUGAGUAUUUUGGGGUUUGAGGAGCGGAAGCCUGAACCGAUCACACCGGCCAAGCGAAAACUUUCGAUUACCGAAUACAGGCAACGGAAGAAGCUCAAUAAUAAUGAUAAAACGUCAAUGGACGAACCUGUCAGCACUGAGGAAAAUAAUUCUUCGGAGUCGUUCAAACCGAUGCGUCCGAGGUCGGAUAGUAUGAGUAGUUCAACGUCGAUCACUUCGUCGGAUGAUGAGGCUCCAGCUAUCGAAAUGACUGGUAAAGCUCCGUCAGCAUUUAAUUCAGAGCCCACCGAGCUCGAACGCCAACGUGAAUUGACCACUCUAAGGUUGAAGAAGGUUUUAGGCAUUGCAGUGGACGAAGAAAGCCGCAAACCAGCUUUGGACGUGGAAGCGAUUCUAAAUUGUGAACUGCCACCGGUCGUGAAGACAAUCCCACCGAGUCCGACUUUCCCAAUUCCGGGCAGUUGUGAUGUCACGCUAACGGCUGCAAAGUCAUCACCGAUUUUGGAGGCUGCGCCCCCGAAUCCUGCUCCUGUGAGUAGUAGUAGCCCUCCGACUGUUGAAAAUGAAGAACCGGAAGUUGAGAGUGAAGAAAUCGCCGAGGAGCAAACUGAAGUUGGUGUCAAACCGAAUAUGUUUUAUACGCCGGAUGAGGAAGAAGCUGGAGUGGAUGAGAACGCUCAAGGCAGUUUUGAGGAAAUCGAUUCUGUUGAUUAUGUGCCACCGUUUAAUAAUCCGGUGUAUCCGAACGACAGCAAUUUUACAGCGUUUGCGUCGGUUUUGGAUGAGGAGGGCCGCUACGAGGGCCGCAACCCCUCGCCGCCCCCCGACUUGGAGGCGGGCAGCUCGCCGUACCCCGGCCAACAGACGUGAACUGAAGGAGCUUUAAUUAGUUUAAAGAGGGUGUGCAAUUCAAGUUUCUUACAACAUAUUUAUUUAAUUCAAGUAUUAAUUGUAAGCACAGUGUGUAUAUAGUUGUUUUUAUUUUUGGAGAUUUAUUUUUUAAAAGGAUAAUAUAUGUUAUCGAUAAAUAGCGAUGCGUAGGACCAGUGAUUAAGAUUUUUUUAAGAGUUUCGUUCAGUUAGCAGUUUGAGUUACUCUUACUCGUUUGUCAUUGGUAAUAUAGUUUUUUUUAUAUAUUUUUGUAGAUGAUGAUGAUGAGAGUAUGUACACUUUGUAAAUAAUAUAUAUAAUUGAAUUUCUAUCGCUAAGCUGGAAUUAGAAAAUUGUUAUUAUUUUUUUGCGUUUAAAGUGCAGCGUCAAUCACUCUAAUCAAUACUCCCGAAAAUCUCAUUUGUACAUAUUAUAAAUUAAAUAUUUGUAAUACUCGCGAGUUUGUGGCAGUGAUUUGGCGUCUGGCACUGUUGUACAUGUAAUAAAAGUACAAAAUUAUUUAAGAGGUGAUCUCGUGUUUUAAAAAUGUAGAACUUCUGUUUUUAUUGAUUACAAAUAGUUUUUCUUAGUGUAAAAUCGAUUGUUAUUACAUGUUGGGUUACAUAGGUGAAUUUUCAAAUAACCAUAGACAGUUUCUAGAAUUGAUCGUCAAACUGAUGAUAACUUUUUGUAAUAAUUUGUCUUUUCCAUGUUGUUUCAGUUUCGAGCGGCUUCCACAAAGUGCUGAAGGACUCGUAAAUAUGGCAGUGAUUUAAAUAAGUAACUGAACAAAAAUGCAUCACUGGUUUGUUUGCGGAAGCCGCUCUGUACAUAUUACAUUUAUCAUAAUCUAUGUGUAAAUAAGUACAUUUAUAUAUGACUUUGUAAAUUUCGUACUACAAGCCCAGUUGUAAGUUUUGUUUCUCCAAUGGUACACUAAAUUUUUAUUUCUAUUUAUUUCUUCUGUAUUUCAGCCAUUUUUGCAAUUGAUCCAGGGUCAGUUGCAUUAAAGACUGUCGGAAAUUUGUGGUAUAGAAGUCUUUGCAGCUGCUAUUUAUUUCAGAUACCGAAAAUUGUACAAAAUUUCGUAAUAAAAUUUGUUAAAAAGAUAUAAAAAUAAAUUUCUUACAAUCAGUAUUAAUUCUAUAAGACGUACUGAAGUAAGUAACAGCGCAAAGUUGGUUAAAUUUGUCAAUGAAAUGUCAACGACUUUAUUAUUACAUAAAUUAACUAUUUUAAUAUAUAAAUUAAAUAACAUGGCUGUAUAUAUAACUCGAUGUUGGUACGAAAAUCGUACGCAUUAUUAAAUAAAUUCAUUAAAAUUUAAA
This is a messenger RNA of Tribolium castaneum (red flour beetle), 7141 nucleotides long. It is a transcript of the gene upSET, whose product is annotated as upSET. Gene Ontology annotation, cellular component: Set3 complex; Rpd3L-Expanded complex. NCBI's taxonomy places the organism in Eukaryota, Metazoa, Arthropoda, Insecta, Coleoptera, Tenebrionidae. The transcript is spliced from 18 exons. The record is from RefSeq and is a predicted model, not a curated record. Gene Ontology annotation, biological process: regulation of DNA-templated transcription. Bases 363 to 5813 code for a protein of 1816 amino acids.